AUGAGUUCAUUAAGGGCCAACUCUGACCGACAUUUGCCACGUUCUACAAAGGUUUACAAACUUAUUGGCUCACAAUGGGCUGACCAAGGAACCGCUUUUUGUUACGGACAAUUCGAGAACGAGACCAACCAGGCUUUCCUUAUCGCUCGCUCAGAAGUCCAUUUCGACAAACUCAUCCUGACUACUCGCAUCCGCACCACUGACGUCUAUCAACGCCAACAAGAUACAUUGAUUGUCUGGACGGAACCGGACGGUGCAGAUUACGCCUUGAGCUUCCAGGACGCCGAAGGGUGUGCAGAGGUGUGGAAUUUCAUCAUCGAGGUUCAGCGCCACAUGAAUGUCGUUGGAGAAAGUAGUGUUGGAGGCUCAUCAUCUCCCCGAAGCGACCACUCCACAACAGCAGCGAUCAUCCGCUCCGGCCACUUACCUCUGCCAGAACUUGGGAAUAUUCCCGAUAUCGAACGUGCCAUUAAAACACUAGUGCGUGGACAGGCGAUUAGGGAGAGGAUAUGCGAGUAUAUUCAGCGCGAGGAAUAUAUCACGAAGAUGAUAGAAGUCUUCAAGCUGGCAGAAGACUUGGAGAACGCCGAGAAUCUUCAUGCACUGUGCAGUCUCAUGCAAACCAUAUUAAUGAUUCAUGAUCAUGCACUAUACGAGCAUAUCCUCGAUGACAGCGUGUUCUUUGGUGCUGUAGGCAUGCUUGAAUAUGAUCCCGAGUUCCCAAAUCACAAAGCGAACUACCGAGAGUUUCUCCACGUAACCUCUAAAUUUCACCAACCUAUUCCCAUACAAGACAUCAUGAUCCAGAAGAAAAUCCACCACACAUACCGUCUACAGUUCCUCAAAGACGUCGUUCUUGCGCGCGCUCUUGACGACUCCACCUUCAAUGUCCUCAACUCCUGUAUUAUCUUCAACCAAAUCGACAUAAUCAACCAUGUCCAGCAGGACACCAUGUUUCUCCGCGAAAUAUUGUCGCUGUACGUGAACGAGGAGGUUUUGACGGGAGGGAAAGACAAGGAUGAGAAGCGCGAGGGGAUGGAUGUUGACGGCAAACCCAACGGCGCUCAUGUGAAUGGUUCCACAUCGACCCCAAGGCCUUUCUCUUUCGGCCCACCAGAUAAUCUCUCGGAGCAUGAGUUGGUCCUCCGUAGAGAGGUAUUGGUGCUUAUACAGCAGCUCUGCGUCAUGGGUAAAAAUGUGCCGCUUGCUGCUCGUAUCUCCCUCUUCCGAUCCCUUGUCAACCGGGGUAUCCUAUUUGCUGUCCAGUGGGCGUUCUCACUUUCAGAGAAUGACCCAGAAGCAAAAACAACAAUCAGCAUUGCGGGUGAAGUGAUGUCUGCACUGCUCGAUCACGAUUUAAAUGGUGUUCGAAAUCACAUCACCAAGCAAGCCUCAGCUAUUGAGAGGGAGAGUAAGGAGGGACGGCCGAUGGGAGAGCAAGCUGAGACGCUUUUACGAAUAAUGUGCAGAGUGUUGACACAUACUCGGGAUUUGGCGUUGCAAUGUCAGGUCGGUGAUGCCCUGAAGACCAUAUUGGAUGUCUCUCCCAAGGAUGGUCCUGAUUUGACACCCUUACUUCGUCCGAAAGACGACCCAGGAACUGAGAAGUUUCUCGAUUACUUCUACAAGAGAUGUAUAGAACUGCUCUUCAAACCAUUCAGCGACAUCCCUGAUUUCAAGACCCAGACUGAGCCAGUGCUGAGGCUUUCGCGCGAGAAGACUAAUCUUUACCUAUACUUAUGCGACUUAGUAUGCAACUUUGCUCAACAGCAUGGCUUCCGCAUUCACUUUUCCAUGCUUUCCUCCCACAUCUCUGCUCGUAUGGCCUCAUUCUUAAAAGCCCGGGACAAACACUUACGCCUGGCUGCCUUUCGCUUUUUCCGAAUAUGCCUCAAGGUCAACAACCCAAAUUUCAUGAUCCACCUUAUGAAACUAGACGUAUUCAAACCGAUCCUGGAUCUCACGAUACAGGAGUCUCGGCGGGAUAGUUUACUAAGUGCCUCGUGUCAGGAGUUCUUUGAACAUAUGCGUCGUGAAAAUAUUAAAGACCCAAUUAAUCACUGCAUGACGAAGCACGAAUCAUUGGUACGACAACUAGCCACAUCGCCGCUCAGUGGUCACAGGUUCAUGUCCUUCAUUCGACGGUGGGAGAUCAACGUCGAACCUCCUCCCAAAGAGGAGUCACAACCAGUCAAGAGUCUUCGAGAUCCCCGACAUAUGGGCCGAAAUAUUGACGUGGAGGAAGAAGAUUACUUCAAUGCUGAGGAUGAAGAAAGCGAUAACCACACGCCCUCGAUCUCUCCUCAAGUCGGAAGCCGUGAUCCAUAUGACGAAAACCCUCCAUUUAUCUCUCCUCAUUUACGCGGGCGCUCGUCAUCACCUGUGCAUACCACAUUGAAACGAAAGCGACGUGGUGCUAUGGUUGGGAAAGGCUUCCGUCCACAAACACUUGCACUUCCUCGCACUCCGCCGUUGAAAUCUCUAGUGGAUUAUCGCGACGAGGAUGAGGAAGAAAUUGGCCCUCCCUCGCCCAAAGUACCCUCAGUACCAAUAUCCAAAGCUGCUACGACAGCCAGCCAACGUAGCUCACCCCUUUCGCCUGCUGCAGACAUACCACCCAGUCCCAGAAUAUCUCAUCGACAGAUUUCUUCACGCCCGCCCCCUCUUCCUCGGCGUUCCUCUUUGGAUGAAGAAGACAACCUCUUGGAGUCUUUACUCCGUUCUAAAUCUAUUGCCCCAUCUCCUUCAAAUGCCCCUUCAAAGGCAUCGUCCAAGCUUUCAAUGCUGCCAAUACGGCUUGGCGACAAGCGGAGAAGAGAGGACGAUGAUGAUGAGCAACUAGACAUUUUAGCAAAUAAGCCAAAACGACCUGAUCUAGGUUCACGGAAGGAGCCUGAACCCUCGAGCGGUAGAAUAAAUGCGGUGAAGCCUGGGGAGGAUCCACCAAAAAAGUUCAAGCUUGCAUUACGAAAACCUGGUGUAAAAGACGGGGAUACUGGUUAG
Molecule: messenger RNA, 3003 nt
Organism: Suillus subaureus
Lineage: Eukaryota; Fungi; Basidiomycota; Agaricomycetes; Boletales; Suillaceae
Product: component of IIS longevity pathway SMK-1-domain-containing protein
Exons: 12
Coding region: 1-3003 (1000 amino acids)
Biological process (GO): protein dephosphorylation; DNA damage response
Cellular component (GO): nucleoplasm; protein phosphatase 4 complex
Molecular function (GO): protein phosphatase activator activity
Source: RefSeq, a predicted model, not a curated record